GGCUCAAACAAAUCAUUUAGGCCAAACAAAAUUCAAAAUUCACAUCUGAGCUGAGAGAAUUUCCGACUUUGAGUUUAGCAAAAUGCCCUUCGCCGACGAUGAAUGGCAGACGAAUGCCAGCAUUAACUACAUAAGCAGCGAAUUGGAGCGCACUCACCUGGCGCGCUCGCCGCAGCUGCUGCAGCAGCUGAACAGCCUCUCCGAGCCAUGGCAGGAGCUGGGGCAGCCGGAGUCCCUUCGGCUGAAGCAGUACUACCACGACGAGGUCUAGCACGACGCGGGCCAGCAUAUGUAUGUAGAAUGAAGCUAUUCAAAAUCAGCGGCAAAGUCAUCAGCAGCCACACCUGCCGCGUUCGCUGCGCCCACUC
Drosophila navojoa is the source of this 368-nucleotide messenger RNA. RefSeq lists its product as uncharacterized. Lineage: Eukaryota; Metazoa; Arthropoda; Insecta; Diptera; Drosophilidae. The record is from RefSeq and is a predicted model, not a curated record.